AGAGCAGAACACAAGCAUCCGUGCAGGGCGUGUGGAUGUGAUGCCCACCCGGAGAGAGAUGGUGUAAACAAACCCGCUUUGCCCCGUCACUGAGCUCCACCACCACGGAGGUUGCUGCCACGAUGUUGAGCCGUCUGUUCAGCGAGGUCUUGCCGGACGUCCAGAGGCUCGCGGCUGACUGGGUGGAGGACAAUGAGAAUGACGACAAGGACAAGGACGAGCACGAGCACAAUUCCCAUGACCUCGAGGACGACGACCUGGACGAGCCGCUGGAAGGCAGCAGCCGGGCCGAGUCCGAGAUGGCCGGCGACGACGAUGAGGACGAUGAGGCCGAGGAAGAGGAGGGCGACGACGAGAACAGCGGAGACAAACCCAAGAAGCGCGGCCCAAAGAAGCGCAAGAUGACGGCGGCGCGCGUGGAGCGCUCCAAGGUGCGUCGGAUGAAGGCGAACGCGCGGGAACGCACGCGCAUGCACGACUUAAAUUCCGCGCUGGACAAUCUGCGCAAAGUGGUGCCGUGCUACUCCAAAACCCAAAAACUCUCCAAGAUAGAGACUCUGAGGCUGGCCAAGAAUUAUAUUCUAGCCCUUGGGGAGAUUUUACGCAACGGGAAGCGGCCAGAUGUGGUGGCCUACGUGCAGAUGUUGUGCAAAGGUCUGUCCCAGCCCACGACCAACCUGGUGGCUGGCUGUCUGCAGCUCAACACCAGGAACUUCCUGACUGAGCCGUGCGCAGAUGGAGCCCGCUUCCACAUGCCCAGCUCCCCGUUCUCCGUGCACCCCUACUCCUACCGGUGCUCCCGCAUCUCCAGUCCGCACUACCAACCCGGCAGCGGUGCGCUUAACGUGCGGGGCCAUUCCUACGGUCCCGGGUACGAGGCCGUGUAUCCGCCAGGUGGGACGUCCCCUGACUAUAACAGCCCGGACUACGAGGCCCCGCACAGCCCGCCCGUGUGCCUGAACGGCGGGCUGUCCGGGAGACAGCAGGAGCCCUCUGAGACAGACAGGAACUAUCAUUACUCUAUGCAUUACGGACUGACCACGUCCCGGAGCGGCCACAGCAUACCCUUUGGGCCCUCUGGAGCGCGCAGUGGCGGUGCGCACUCGGAAAACAUUCCACCUUUCCACGACGUGCACUUGCACCACGACAGGGCGCCGCCGUACGAGGAUCUCAAUGCUUUUUUCCACAACUGAGCUCACAAUCAGACCCUAUAAUGACAAUCCUAUCAUGUGUAAUAUUGUUUGGGAAACAAGAGAAGCUUCGGAAAGGAUAAAAGAUGGAAGUCCUCCGAUUACCUUCUGUAUUCUACUGAUGUCAUCCCUAUACUGUUGUACAUCCUAUCAAAGUGUGUCCAGUAAUCUCCUGUAUGCAGAAUGAGUGCAACUGACAUAAAAAGAUGUAUAGGCCUAAACAUGUUAUGACACAAACAACAGAAAUAAAAAAUGUUUUAUAACUGUC
Molecule: messenger RNA, 1458 nt
Organism: Centropristis striata (black sea bass)
Lineage: Eukaryota; Metazoa; Chordata; Actinopteri; Perciformes; Serranidae
Product: neurogenic differentiation factor 2-like
Exons: 2
Coding region: 123-1193 (356 amino acids)
Molecular function (GO): protein dimerization activity
Source: RefSeq, a predicted model, not a curated record